AUUUGCCGCUCUCUCGUUCCGUCUCAACACCGGCUCUACGGUUCUCGCGUGUAUGUGUAUCAUAUUUAAUUUAUAUAUGGUACGCAGGUUUGAGCGAUAAUCUUUUCUGUCAUAAUAGUUACGAGUUACCGUUUUAACACAACGGACGAGGCUAAUAAUGCCGCUGCAAGUUCACGACGUUCAGCAAAAUGUCGUGGAGCCAAUGCAGGUUGAUGCUCCUACAGAGGAUAAUGAUAAUGCUGAGGAAGAACCGUAUAUAGUAGAAAAUCCGACGCUGGAUUUGGAAGUAUACGCCAAUAGUUACACCGGACUUGCAAAACUCUAUAGACUUAUAUAUAUCGCCGAUCAUUGUCCAUCGUUAAGAAUAGAAGCGUUAAAAAUGGCAAUUACCUAUGUGAUGACUACAUACAAUGUGUCACUUUACAUAAUACUGCACAAAAAGCUUGUACAAGCCAUGGGUACUCCUGGAUUACCAGAUGUAGCGGCACAGUCAACCUCUCAGGAUGUGCUGACAAUGGAUCAGACAUGGGUGGAGACUCGAUCUAAAAAAGCUGCUCUUAAAUUAGAAAAGUAUGAUACCGACUUAAAAAAUUACAAGAGCAAUUCGAUUAAGGAAAGCAUAAGAAGAGGUCACGACGAUUUGGGAGAUCACUAUUUAAAUUGCGGCGAUCUCGUUCACGCUCUAAAAUGUUAUUCCAGAGCACGAGAUUAUUGUACUAGCGGCAAGCACGUUGUGAAUAUGUGUUUGAACGUCAUCAAAGUUUCUGUUUAUUUACAAAACUGGUCCCAUGUACUUAGUUACGUCACCAAGGCUGAGAGUACACCAGACUUCCCCGAGUUGCAUGGUAAAGACAACAAUCAAGCGAUAAUCACGAAGUUAAAAGUGGCAGCUGGUUUGGCAGAAUUGGCAACAAGAAAGUAUAAAAUGGCUGCGAAACAUUUUCUACAAGCGUCCUUAGAUCAUUGCGAUUGUCCCGAAUUAUUGUCUCCUGGAAAUGUGGCUCUCUACGGAGGACUCUGUGCUUUAGCUACCUUCGACAGACACGAACUGCAAAAACAAGUUAUAUUUAGUAGUUCCUUCAAAUUAUUUUUAGAAUUAGAACCGCAACUGCGAGAUAUAAUUUUCAAAUUUUACGAAUCAAAAUACGCAUCCUGUUUGAAAUUGCUUGAUGAGAUAAAAGAUAACAUCCUCUUGGAUAUGUAUAUAGCACCUCACGUAAAUCUGUUGUAUACACAAAUUCGGAAUAGGGCAUUGAUACAAUACUUUAGUCCAUAUUUAAGCGCGGACAUGAGAAGAAUGGCGACUGCGUUCAAUAGAACUGUAUCUGAAUUAGAAGACGAACUUAUGCAGCUUAUUCUCGAUGGACAGAUUCAGGCUCGUAUAGAUUCGCACAACAAGAUUCUGUAUGCAAAGGAUGUUGAUCAACGUAGCACUACCUUUGAGAAGUCCAUGACCGUUGGAAAAGAUUAUCAGAGGCGUACUCGUAUGUUGAUCUUAAGGGCUGCAAUGUUGAAACAGCAAAUUCAUGUAAAGAGUCCUCAGCGCGACAGUACGCAAGGAGGGGAAAUGUCGGUGGCGCCUGGAAAUGGUACCUUAGCAGCGAAAAAUUGAAAUUGCAUGAAUGUUGAUAUUUCGUUGGAAGAAAACAAAAAAUUUAUAUACGCGUGUCAACUGCCACGACCACCUAGGUAUGAUAUAAGAUUUCACUACUACAUUUCGACAUUGUGUUGCGUCUCAGAAGCCAAUGUCCUGUACCUCAUUUUCACCAUAUAAUAUAUGACAUGUAUAUAAUAUCGCCACAUUGUGUUUACUUUAAACAACGUUAUCUUAGCUGUAAUGGUUAUACUUUUAAAGCAAUCAUAAAAAAAAAAAAGAGGAAAGUGUGUAACAUAGAUCCAAUUUUUUUUGACUAAUUAACACCCUAAUAUGUUUUCUUUUACAACAAAUAAAUUGUAAAUUUUAAGUUCCUCUGUAUACGAGCGAUGCGACCGAACCUAAGACUUUAACAUACUCUGCUGGGAUUUACUUAGAAUAAUAAUAAAUAAAUUCAUUGCAUUAAAUGUGCAAAUCUA
Linepithema humile (Argentine ant) is the source of this 2073-nucleotide messenger RNA. It is a transcript of the gene CSN1b, whose product is annotated as COP9 signalosome subunit 1b. Gene Ontology annotation, cellular component: COP9 signalosome. Lineage: Eukaryota; Metazoa; Arthropoda; Insecta; Hymenoptera; Formicidae. The record is from RefSeq and is a predicted model, not a curated record.